Molecule: messenger RNA, 679 nt
Organism: Cynara cardunculus var. scolymus (artichoke)
Lineage: Eukaryota; Viridiplantae; Streptophyta; Magnoliopsida; Asterales; Asteraceae
Product: probable WRKY transcription factor 48
Exons: 3
Coding region: 101-679 (192 amino acids)
Biological process (GO): regulation of DNA-templated transcription
Molecular function (GO): DNA-binding transcription factor activity; sequence-specific DNA binding
Source: RefSeq, a predicted model, not a curated record
CUCUCUCUCUCUCUCUAGCCUACAGAUGAAGAAUCUACGCCUUUGAUGAGUUUAUAUAUGGUUUAGAGGGUUAGAGAACAACAAAGAGAAUUCAAAGUAGAUGGCAAAUUCAGCGUUUUCCGAUCAGAUUCCGUCGUCGUCUGUGUACGGUGGUGGUGGUGGUGGUGGUUUGUUUGACAUUCCUCAAGGAUACUCGUACUUGGACAUGUUGGGUUUCCAGCAGGACUACGGUGGUGCUUCUUCUCUUUUUGAUUUGCUUCAGCAGCCUUCUUCGGUGGUAGAGGCACCAGCACCGCCGGAGACUUCAGAGGUGGUCAACACUCCGACGACAAUUUCCUCAUCCCUAUCAUCUUCUUCAAACGACCAUCUGAAUGAUGUUGAUCAAGAGAAUAACAACACAAGAUCAGAUGAUGAUCAACAAAAAUCUGCUGAUAAACAGUUGAAAGCCAAAAAGAAAAACCCAAAGAAACAAAGGGAACCGAGAUUUGCGUUCAUGACAAAGACUGAAGUUGAUCACUUAGAUGAUGGAUAUAGAUGGAGAAAGUACGGCCAAAAAGCUGUCAAAAACAGCCCUUUUCCUAGACCAGUUCAAUCGAAUCCUACGUCAGACAAGAGUUGUUGCAAGCGUGUAUUGCCUCCAACUUAUAGCGUUAGCAGCAGUACGUGGAUUAGCCCAUGA